Molecule: messenger RNA, 1099 nt
Organism: Nicotiana attenuata
Lineage: Eukaryota; Viridiplantae; Streptophyta; Magnoliopsida; Solanales; Solanaceae
Product: RING-H2 finger protein ATL52-like
Exons: 1
Coding region: 111-761 (216 amino acids)
Biological process (GO): protein ubiquitination
Source: RefSeq, a predicted model, not a curated record
UAAGUGGGUUUCGAACCCUAGACCUCUCAUUUGGAAAGUCCCCUGCUCAACCAACUCGGCCACCCUUUACAAUAAAAUCAAUGUACUUUUUAAUCGUCAUUUGAAAUGGAAUGGAGGGAGUAAUAAUAAUAAAUAAUACUACUCCUAUCAUAUACUAUAGUUUAAAUAUAACACUAUUUAAUGAAUUCAAUCAAUCCCCUAGUAUUUGCUUCUCAAACAAACUGGUUCAAGCUAUGGCAGAAGCUCCUAUGCCUAAUACUCCUUCAUCACCUUCUUCUCCAAAACAAUCAAACUUACCCACUUUGUAUUGUGCUCUUAUCAUUGUCGGAAUAGCAGCUGUCUUACUUGGCCUCUACAAUCUCCUUAUCGUUCGAUGGUGCAACGAAGAUAACCACACGAAUGAUCAGUCUACUGAACAAAUAUCUAGCCAUGUUUCUCUAGAUAACCUUAACGUGAACUUAGUGUCCAGUUUCAGGUACAAGAUAGGAGGAGUUGAAGUUGGAGGAAAUGAUCAUGAGAAGAAUAAUGAUGAUAUUGAGUGUUCUGUGUGUUUAUCAGAUUUUGAAGAAGGGGAAGAAGUAAAGCAACUUCCAAGAUGCAACCACUCUUUUCAUGCUUCUUGUAUUGAUAUGUGGCUUUAUUCUCACUUGGAUUGCCCCAUGUGUCGUUCUCCGGUGGAGCCGCCGGUGCUUCACCCGAGUAGUUUCACAGGACAAGAGGAGAGUAGAGAAGGAUUGAUAGUUCAAGGCACUUCUGUUUAGUUUUUCCUUUUCAUUUCUUUUUUGGUGUUGUGAUAUGUUUAUUUAUUUAUUUAUAGGAAGAUAGAUUUUGCAUGAAGACUUUUGUUCAUCCUAGUUGGGGUGGAGGAUGGUGAUAGAAAAGGAUGAUAAUCACAAUAUCUGAAAUCAUGUGGAAAAUAUAAAAAACUAUGUCAUCCCAUAUUUACUACCUUCCACCGGUAUAAUUAUCGAAUAACUUUGCUUACCAAGACUUAAGUAAAGGACAGCCUGGUGCACAAAGCAUCAGGAUCGGUAGAAGGCUUAAGUAGAUGAAAAGAAAUCAGCCAACUUUGUGAUUUGAAUGUUCCUCGUCUCCUCUA